Molecule: messenger RNA, 2285 nt
Organism: Vigna unguiculata (cowpea)
Lineage: Eukaryota; Viridiplantae; Streptophyta; Magnoliopsida; Fabales; Fabaceae
Product: TAF RNA polymerase I subunit A
Biological process (GO): transcription by RNA polymerase I
Cellular component (GO): RNA polymerase I transcription regulator complex
Source: RefSeq, a predicted model, not a curated record
UUCAAUUUGAAAGUUUUGAGCACGUGACUUUUUACUGGCAGUGCAGCGUUUAUGUAAAGGAGAAAGAAAAACCAAGAACGCAUCCAGCUGCAGCCCCAACCCACCAACAAACCGGUCAGCACCACAAACCGGUCACCAACGAACACCCCACCGCCGGCAGCACCACCACCAUACACUACCGACACCACAGCAGUGCCAGCCCACCAAUAACACGCCCAGCACUGCCAACAAAUACCUCCUAUCAAAGUGCUUAAACCCUACCAACAUGGUUUAGGCUUUAAGCACUUUGAUGAUCUCGAAUUAAAGAAAUCAGUUGUGAAUUAUACAUUGAAAAGCAGUUGACUAUUUCUUCAAGCGAAGCUUGUAUUGGGAUAGUGCAAAGUGUCUCUAAAUUGUUAUCAAUGGAAUUUGAUCUGUCAGACGCUGAACCCGGGACCAUAAAUGGCGGUUCCACGGCGAAGAAAUCAAAGCAGCGUAAGAGGAAGAGUUUCAUGGUGGACGAGGAAGGGGAAAUGGGGUCGCGAGAGAAGCUGGCAAAAAAAAUCUUGUUGUCUCUUACUAGGCCUUCCUACGUCUUGGGAUUGGGUCCCAAACCUCUGAGGAAGGAACACCGUACGAGGUUGCGCUACCUGCUGCACAGACUCGUCAACCAGCAUCACUGGGUCGAAGCCAGUGGUGUUCUUAGUGCCUACAUGAAGGGCACACUUAAUGAGACCUCGCCCUUCAGAAAUCGUCUUAAAUUUUGGGUUUUAAUGGAGCUUCUUAAUCGUGUGAAAAAUAAUUCUAUUAAUCCCACGAGAAUCAAGAACCUCUAUGAUAUUUGGUCGAAGAAAAUUGGAUCAAUGAAGACUUGGCCUUUACAGAGCAGAUACGCUGUCCAUUUUGAGUUCAUUUUUUUCUGUCUUAUGCAAGGCAAUGCAGGGGAUGCAUACCAGCUUGCUUUAUGCAUUGAACAAAACAAAGUUGAUAUUGAUCCUGUGUCAAAGAUGAUGAUGGGUUUGACAUUCUAUGAGCUGUGGUAUUCUUCUGUCCCCAAAGAAUUCCAGUGGAGAAGCUCAGACCAGUUUGACUUGCAAGAGAACCCACAUAUGGAGAUCUCAUUUACCAAUAAAACUGGACAGUCAGAACAGUAUAAUUCAGUUGAAUCCCACAUGGCUGAGUCCCAUUGUCAACGUGAUUCAGAGGCCUCUAUCAUGAAUGAUAAGCAUAUAUCUAGGGAUGUUGUAUUGAGUGAAGACAUAGAGGUUGGUACUAAUAAAAGAGAAAAAACACAUCAGAACUUUCAGCCAGAAGGAUUUUACUUAAAUUCUGAAGAGCAAAACGGAUUUGGAGACCCUUUUUCCAACAGUGGAGGUCUUACACAAGAUCUCUUACACGGCCUUGGGGGACUUGAUUUAUGGUUGCUGCCCUUGCAUUUUUCUGAUGAUAGCGAUUUGGAGGAGUUCAUGUAUUUGCAAAUAGAUCAGCCUAAUGACUAUUACAAAAAUUCAGUGAAAUAUUUGCAACUAGCUAUCAACUCAGAACCUUCUGCUUCAGCCGCAUUACUUCCAUUGGUACAGCUGUUGCUAAUUGGAGGACAAGUUGACGAGGCUCUAACUAUGCUUGAGAAGCAGUGCUGUAAUGCAGCCUCUGUGUUGCCAUUAAGAGUGAGGGCUGCUCUCUUGGAGCGUUUUGAUCGAAACAACUCUGGCAUGCUUAGCUGUUUUGAGAAUAUAUUGAAGAAGGAUCCAACAUGUAGUGAUGCCUUAGCCAAACUUAUCAAGAUGCACCAAAAUGGAGAGUAUAGUCUUGAGUCUCUGCUGGAAAUGAUUGCUUUACAUUUAGAUGCCACAGAUUCAGAACACAAUACGUGGAAGGUGUUAUCUUCAUGUUUCUUAAGACUGUUUUCCUAUGAAGAAGACUGUAUGUCUACAUGCCCCAUGCAAACUGAAAAUGGACACAAGCAACUUCAUUCCAUUAACAAAACCCCUAAAAUAUUUACGGAUGGUACAUCAGGAAAAUCUUGGUAUCUUCGCUGUAGGUGGUGGAUAACAAGACAUUUCAGCAAUAGCAAGCUACAAUCAGAGAUUGAAUCAGGUGAUUUGCAGUUACUCACAUGCAAAGCAGCAUGUGCAUCGUAUAUGUAUGGACGCGAGUUCAGCUAUGUUGAGAAGGCUUAUUCUCAUUUAGAAAAAGAAAGUGAUAAGGAAUUGUUGUUUUUCUUGGAUGAGCACAGGGGAAAUUCAUUAGGAAUUUAUAAAAAAUUUCGAAAGAAAUCACACAUAUAAUUUAAUUAUAUUUGCUUA